Molecule: messenger RNA, 291 nt
Organism: Akanthomyces muscarius
Lineage: Eukaryota; Fungi; Ascomycota; Sordariomycetes; Hypocreales; Cordycipitaceae
Exons: 4
Coding region: 1-291 (96 amino acids)
Source: RefSeq, a predicted model, not a curated record
AUGCAAGAGGAGACCGAUUUCGUUGGAGUGGCACGCCGAGCAGGGCCAUGCGGUGUCGAUACUACUCGGACAGGCAGCCCGACGUCUCACAGAAAGGCUCGACACAAUGUCGGUUCGUUAGAAGUCAGCCCACACGUAGCCACAUCUGUUUUUCGUGGUCAUGGCGGUGCAACACGAUGGUAUCAUGGUGGCAGCAAAGCAAUGAAGACGCAGUGGUACGAGCCCGACUACCAUGUCGCAGCCUUGGCAGUGUCAACCGAGAUCUUCACAUACGCAUAUUUUCAUGAGUAA